Molecule: messenger RNA, 1781 nt
Organism: Pezoporus occidentalis (night parrot)
Lineage: Eukaryota; Metazoa; Chordata; Aves; Psittaciformes; Psittacidae
Product: N-acetyltransferase 8-like
Exons: 2
Coding region: 92-778 (228 amino acids)
Molecular function (GO): N-acetyltransferase activity
Source: RefSeq, a predicted model, not a curated record
UGCCCCCCCCCGCGCUCAGCGUGACCCCAGAAGCCACAUCCCUCCGGCGCCUGCGCUCGCUGCAUCUCCGGAGCCAUCGUCACGGGUUCCCAUGGCGUCCUACCGCAUCCGGCAGUACCAGGACAAGGACUUUGACGCCGUGCGGACGCUGUUUGCCCGCGGGAUGCUGGAGCACAGCCCGGCCGGGUACCGCCACGUCCUGCGCUCGGCCCGGGUGCAGCUCCAGCUCCUCGUCCUCUUCGUGCUGGUGCGUGCGGCCGGCGGCUUCUGGCUGCUGGGGCUGGGGGCCGUGGCGCUGGCGCUCGUGGCCAUCUGGCUCCUGGUGCGCUCCUACUCCACCACCUACGUGCGGCAGGCGCUCGGCACCGACCUGGCCGACGUGCGCGGCUCCUACCUGCGCUCCCCGCACGCCUGCUUCUGGGUGGCCGAGGCCGGCGGCGCCGUGGUGGGCACGGUGGCGGUGGAGCCGCCGCAGGACCCGGCCGAGCGGGCCGUGGCGCUGGAGCUGAAGCGGCUGUCGGUCAGCAGAGAGCACCGGGGCUGCGGCAUCGCCAAGGCGCUGUGCCGGGAGGUGCUGCGCUUCGCCCGCGCCCGCGGCUUCGGCGCCGUCGUCCUCUCCACCUCCAUGGUGCAGGUGCCGGCGCAGCGGCUCUACGAGAGCCAGGGCUUCCGCAGGGUGGGCACCACCAGCCCCUCGCUGCUCGCCUCCCUCCUCUGCUUCCAGGUCUUCCGCUACCGCUGCGACCUGCCCGGCCCCGCCGCGGCCCCGCCGCGCUAGGGAACGGCACCGGAACCGCGGCACCGCAGCCCCGAGGGAGGUGAUGCCACGGCACCUCGGGUGCUGGGCCUGGCGUGCGAGGCACGGCUGUAGUAUCCCUGGCACCGCUGCAGCAUCCCUGGCACCGCUGCAGCAUCCCUGGCACUGCUGCAGCAUCCCUGGCACAGCUGCAGCAUCCCUGGCGCCGCUGCAGCAUCCCUGGCGCUGCUGCAGCAUCCCUGUCACAGCUGCAGCAUCCCUGGCACCGCUGCAGCAUCCCUGGCGCUGCUGCAGCAUCCCUGGCACAGCUGCAGCAUCCCUGGCACCGCUGCAGCAUCCCUGGCACCGCUGCAGUAUCCUUGGCACCGCUGCAGCAUCCCUGGCACAGCUGCAGUAUCCUUGGCACCACUGCAGCAUCCCUGGCACAGCUGCAACAUCCCUGGCACCGCUGCAGCAUCCCUGGCACCUCUGCAGUAUCCUUGGCACCACUGCAGCAUCCCUGGCACAGCUGCAGCAUCCCUGGCACAGCUGCAGUAUCCUUGGCACAGCUGCAGCAUCCCUGGCACAGCUGCAGCAUCCCUGGCACAGCUGCAGUAUCCUUGGCACUGCUGCAGCAUCCCUGGCACAGCUGCAGCAUCCCCCAUAACCACAGCAUCCCCAGCAUGCAGGGCACCACUGCAACAUCCCCAGCACCACUGCAGCAUCCCCAGCAUGCAAAGCUCCACUGCAAAAUCCCUGGCACCCUAAGCACAACUGCAGCAUCCCCAGCACGCAAGGCUCCAUCACAGCAUCCCCUAACACACUGGGUACCAUUGCAGCACACCCAGCAUGCUAGGCUCCAUUGCAGCAUCCCCUAACACACUGGGUACCACUGCAGCAGACCCAGCAUGCUAGGCUCCAUUGCAGCAUCCCAUAUACGCUAGGCACAACUGCGGCAUUCCCCACCACUGCAGCACCCCUGGCACCGCCACAGCAUCCCCAGCACCCCCAGCACCAUUGCAGCAUCCCCAGCACCAUUGCUGCA